Molecule: messenger RNA, 730 nt
Organism: Aspergillus nomiae NRRL 13137
Lineage: Eukaryota; Fungi; Ascomycota; Eurotiomycetes; Eurotiales; Aspergillaceae
Product: spindle checkpoint protein MAD2
Exons: 8
Coding region: 1-675 (224 amino acids)
Biological process (GO): mitotic spindle assembly checkpoint signaling
Cellular component (GO): cytoplasm; kinetochore; nucleoplasm
Source: RefSeq, a predicted model, not a curated record
AUGCCACCCACGAAGGACAAGUCUAAGGUUCACAAAUUGUCCCUGAAAGGGUCGUCCAAGCUUGUCGCAGAAUUCUUUGAAUACUCUAUCAAUUCCAUCCUUUUCCAGCGAGGCGUCUAUCCCCCAGAAGAUUUCACGACUGUCAAGAAAUAUGGCCUCAACAUGCUUAUUACUUCCGAUGACCAGGUCAAGGCCUAUAUCAAGAAGAUCAUGUCGCAGUUGAACAAGUGGAUGAUGGGAGGCAAGAUCUCCAAACUUGUUGUAGUCAUCACAGACAAGGAAACUGGAGAACACGUGGAGAGAUGGCAAUUCGACGUCCAAAUAUUCGGGAAACAAAGCAAGAGUACGAAGUCGCAGGCUUCCGGUGACAAGGAAAACACCGGUCCAGACAACGCCGACCCUCAAACCCCGGUUGAGAAAACAGAGAAAGAAAUCCAAGAAGAAAUCCAGGCGAUCUUCCGCCAAAUUACUGCUUCGGUUACCUUCCUUCCUGUUCUCGACGGAGACUGCACAUUUAACGUCCUCGUGUAUGCCGACGCCGAUUCCGAGGUGCCGGUCGAAUGGGGUGACAGCGACGCCAAGGAGAUCAAGAACGCAGAGAAGGUCCAGCUCAGGAGUUUCAGCACGAACAACCACCGUGUAGAGACACUGGUUAGUUAUCGUCUUGCUGACUAGGCGAACCUACCACUAGUUGCGGUGUUUUUGGAAGGCGUUCAGGACAGAGGACGAC